Molecule: messenger RNA, 465 nt
Organism: Spathaspora passalidarum NRRL Y-27907
Lineage: Eukaryota; Fungi; Ascomycota; Pichiomycetes; Serinales; Debaryomycetaceae
Exons: 1
Coding region: 1-465 (154 amino acids)
Biological process (GO): peroxisome fission; mitochondrial fission; autophagy of mitochondrion
Cellular component (GO): mitochondrial outer membrane; peroxisomal membrane
Molecular function (GO): protein binding
Source: RefSeq, a predicted model, not a curated record
AUGUCAGAUAGUCCAAUAUAUCAACCCUUGGAAGAGUUAAAACAACCCCUUUCUCAGGAACAGCUUCAGAUCCUUAAGGAUCAAUUGAGAUCUGAAGAGCCAAACCCUUCUCCCCAGACAAAAUUUAACUAUGCUUGGGGUCUAAUUAAAUCGCCCCACUAUAAACAACAACAGGAUGGUGUUGCAAUCUUAGUUGAAUUGUACAAAUCAGAAGAAGGAAUGAGAAGAGAAGUAUUAUACUAUUUGAGUUUAGGUUCAUUUAAAGUUGGGGAUUAUACCAAUGCAAAAAGAUAUAUUGAAGCUUUGUUGUAUAGUGAACCUGAUAAUCAACAAGCACAGGCACUAUUGCAAACCAUUGACGAUAGAAUUACCACUGAUGGUUUGAUAGGCAUAGGUAUUGUAGGUGGUGCCUUGGCUAUUGGUGUUGGUUUGAUUGGUGCUUUGGUUAGAAGAAAGAGAAAGUGA